Messenger RNA from Glycine soja, 3338 nucleotides. Its product is annotated as squamosa promoter-binding-like protein 9. Gene Ontology annotation, cellular component: nucleus. Gene Ontology annotation, molecular function: DNA binding. The coding region runs from base 2141 to 3034 and encodes 297 amino acids. Lineage: Eukaryota; Viridiplantae; Streptophyta; Magnoliopsida; Fabales; Fabaceae. The transcript has 4 exons. The record is from RefSeq and is a predicted model, not a curated record.
CCCUUCUUUCAUUAUUAUUAUUAUUAUCUGAAGAAAAAUUCUCUUUUUUCUUCUUCUUGUGCUAUUUUAAUAUUUUACUAUAUUAGGUGAGGUGAGAUAAAGUAGGAUAGGGUGCCAAGGAAGAUUGGUCUAGUUAGUAAGGAACAAAUUCAUAUUUUCAUGGAGUUGUUGCUGAAAAAUCUGUAAAUAGCAUUGUAAGUGUUCCGUGAGUCUUGAGGUCUAUCCUGGUCCUGUUGAGUCUCUCUUUUUUUUUUUUUUUUUUUAAAUUUUUCAUUACCAAAAAAUGUAGGGUAGGGUCUUGUUUAUUUUAUUAAGUUUUUUUUUGUUCGUUAUUCUGCGGUUUGGGGUGUAGGUGAGAUAUAUUAUCCUGUUUUGUCGGUGCAGUUAUAGAGGUGUGUGUGUUACUUGUUUGGAGUUGGUUUAGUUCCUUAAUCGUGGUUUUGCAUUUGUUCCAGGCUUUGGUGUGGUGUGGUGUGAUUCUUUGUGUCUAUUCUUGAGAUGUUUUUGUUCAGUUAUGAUUUGGCUGAUUGUGCUCGGUGUACUUUGCUUUUUUUUUUUUCUUCCUCCUAGCUUAGCUUUAAAGUGCUUAUCUGAAUGGCUGUCUUGUAACGCGUGUGAAAUAUUGUUUUCCUUUUCAGCGAAUUGAUUCUUGCAGCCCCCAGGUGUGUUUUGGUAUUAAAAAUAAUAACUUCGUUUGUACGGUAAAAAGGCUUGAAGUGGGUGUGUGCAAGUUGUUGUAGUCUUAAAAUAACACAACACUACUAUUCUGCUGUUUUUCCUCCAGCCAUUGUGGGGGCCCUCAAUUGUGUAUUGAUAUGCUGUUACAGUUUUCUCCUUACUGUUUCUGUGUUUGGAUUAUCUGUUUUGGAGAAAUAUUUUUUUUCCUUUUAUAGAUUACUUAAGAGAGCCUUUGAAAAUAUAAAAUAACGAUUAUUUUCCAAAUACAAUCUGUUACCAAACAUGACCAAAACUCUAUAGGUAUGUGAUCUGUGUAAAGAUACAUCCAGGUAUUUCAGUUUAGUGUUAUGAAUCAAAUUGUUUUAUUGUGCGAACUGCAAAGGCAUGUUAUUUGUACUACAUGAGCAAUUCCUUGUUGAUCUGAGUGAACCCAGGAUUCUUAAGGCUUGCAUUAUUAUUAUCAUAAUGAUAGUUUUCUGCUGAUUGGAGUUUGUGAGUGGCUGCAACCUGCCCUUGUCUGGUCAUCCAUAAAGUGGGUCCUGAUUAUUGAAUAUUAAAUUUUAUCUAUCUUAAACAGAUAGUUUGUCUGAUUGUUCAUGUAAUUUCCUUGCAUGAAGACACUAUUCAUGUAUUGCCUCCUUGACUAAUGUUAGUUUGACUUGUUGGCACAUUAUUGAGAAUGAGUGCAAUUGAUGUUGCUGGAUCAUGCAAUCCUAACCACAUGCUUUGCUAUUAUGACUAUUCAUCUCUAUUAUGGUGCUAGCUAUGUCAGACUGUCAGUUGUCACAUGUACUAUCCAUUUCAAUUUGACUCAUUUGUGCUACUGUGCAUUCUAGGAUAGUAUUCAAUAGUGCAAUAAGUUUGUAUUUUGGAGACAGAUGGUCAUCAUAAUUGGAAAGUUUCCAACCACUGGAUAUGGAGAAUAUGGUCUAUCAGUCAAUGAAUGUGGGUUUUAUUUGCAGUUUUUUUUUUUUUUUUGGAGCUGGGAUGGCUUUCUGUUGACUGUUCCAAGAGUAUUUUGUGUCUUCUUUUUAUCUCAUGGCUCUUCCACUGUUGUCUAAGGCAAAAGUUACUCUUUUCCUUAAUAUGAAAAACAAUACUCUUCUGAAUAUGCUAAGAUAAAAUACAUAUUAUGAGAAAGAUAGUAAACAGAUAUUUAAGAUGGAUUUCUUAGCAUCCAAUCUCCCUGCAUUUCAGAUGUACUAUCCGAUGGAUACACAUUGUAGUUUAUCUCCUUUAUUUAAGCUUGAUGACUUCUCUUUUGAAUUAUUCUGAUGUCUUUCACUAAAGAGUAAAUACAAUGCUAUCCCUUUUGGUAAUAGAGAAGAUAAAGAACUUUAUUGGUAUUGUUUUGGUCUUAUUUUACUAAUAUGUUAAAGCUGAAUUCUAAGUAUAAUGGAGCCACAGGAUGUUACUUGAGCAAUGUUUGAGAAUUGCUUCAGUAAAACAGGGCUAAAGGAACAUGUUAGAUGCUCACAUGAUGUGCAUUACUGCAAGAUUUAGAAAUUCCGUCUCAUUUGCAUGUGCAUUUAAUCAAACAAGAGAUGCGUUUAAGUGCUUCCAAUUUGUGGCAACAACAGCUUGGCAUGCUAAGGAAACAGUAGACUUGUCAUCCUUGCACAGGUUUCAUCAGCUUCCUGAGUUUGAUCAAGGAAAAAGAAGUUGCCGCAGGCGACUAGCUGGCCAUAAUGAACGUCGGAGAAAGCCCCCACCCAGCUCCCUCUUGACCUCUCGCUAUGCUAGACUUUCUUCAUCUGCUUUUGAUCAUAGUGGCAGAGGUGGCAACUUUCUGAUGGAAUUGGCUUCAUACCCAAAACUUAGUCUGAGAAAUUCACUUCCAACUCCUAGGUCAUCCGAGCUAGCGCCUGGAAAUCAAACCUCCACCCUCAGCUGGCACGGGAACUCGGAGACAUCAUCUGACCUUUUCUUGCAAGGUUCGGUGGGUGGGACAAGCUUCGCCGGCCCGGGACAUCCUCCAGGGGAAAGUUACACUGGGGUCACCACCUCGAGCUGUGCUCUCUCUCUUCUGUCAAAUCAAACAUGGGGUUCUAGAAACCCAGCACCAAGUCUUGGGUUGAAUAACAUGGUAAAUUUCCACGGGACGCCCAUGACACAGCCUGCUGCAUCAUCUCAUGGUGCAUCAAUCCAUCAACUUCCAAAUACCCCGUGGUGUUUCAAGGGCAUUGAUUCUGGUAACUGUUCGCCCGAGGGGGUCCCUGAUCUAGGUCUCGGUCAGAUUUCGCAGCCUCUCAGUAGCCAACUUCACGGUGAGCUGGACCUGUCCCAACAAGGCAGGAGACAUUAUAUGGAUCUAGAACAGUCCAGGGCAUAUGAAUCUGCUCAUUGGUCACUUUAAUGCACUUGUUUUUGUUUUUGUUUUUUUGUCAGGUUUGUAAUAAAAUGUAGCACAAACCUGUGCCUACUUGGUUACUGACCAGAUUGAUGAUAACUAUUUCUUGUUUUGGUUUGUUCAAACUGAUAAGCAAGGUGGGUAGCCUUGCCUCAUUUGUGGAACUUUCUGGCGGCGAAUGAAAUCACCCGACUGUGUUUUGUUAGUGUCUUAAGCAUAGGUACGGUGUCUUCUGCCAUUGCUGUCACCUCUUUGCUGUUUGCUACCCCUGCUCCAAGUUAUUUGAUAUUAUCUUUUGACUAUCUGUCAA